This is a messenger RNA of Ascochyta rabiei, 822 nucleotides long. RefSeq lists its product as uncharacterized. The coding region runs from base 1 to 822 and encodes 273 amino acids. Lineage: Eukaryota; Fungi; Ascomycota; Dothideomycetes; Pleosporales; Didymellaceae. The record is from RefSeq and is a predicted model, not a curated record. The transcript has 4 exons.
AUGUCUACUACGCAGCGGGAGACCGCAAAUCCAUGGCGCCCAAACAUGGUAUACAACCCACGAAGAAGCCCUCAAGAUGCUCCUGGGCUAUUAGGGGACUUCAUCGAGAAGUCUGCUACAACGUUAUACCGCGCCUACAUCCCAGACACCCCCAACAAAGACUUUGGACCAAUGAUGGCCAAGGCCACGUACUAUGUCUUCACAAUCGAUCUGUUCGUUGUCGAUGAAACAACUCGCAACGGCUUCUUCGCACGACUACACAGUCGGACAACACCAAGUUCCGCUAUCGCUACGAUCUUUGAAGAUCAUGGCCUAGUCAACCUCCUCUGCGUACUGGGGGGCGUACGAAACGCUGUUCUCGACCCGGUAGCUGCUUCUCGGGCUGAGCGACUGAUUCUCUACCACCGACAUCCAAACAUGCUCGAUCAGCUAGUCUGGGCAAUCGUACAUCCGGACGAUGGCCAUCCAGGUGUUCAGCAGGAUGUCGAUGAUCGCUUUUUCGUGGCGGUCCUGCUCGUCCACCACUUCAAGCACCACGGUGGUCUAGUGCUGCCCAAUCUUGAGGCUGCUCGCUCGAAGGAGGCUGCGCAUCAAAUACUGGUCGAUAGCUAUAAGGUGCGCGGAAAUUCCAGUACUGACCUCAUGAUGCACUACCCCAAUUGGCGUGACAGUCUGACUGUCCACCGACCACCGGGUCUGGGUGGAUCAUUGGCAGCUCUGACCGUAGUACCAACGCUGCUGCUAAGUCCAUCGAGUGGUCCAACUUCGCCUGACAAAACAGGCAGUCUCGGUACGAUCGGUGAUAGCCGCCGUCAAUUCUGA